UUUUAUGAUGAUAGAAUAUCACAACUAACCAGAAAUUGCUCGGAAUUAAAGUCCACAAGAAAAUAUAUUACACAGCCACUGACAGAAGAAGAACGAAACUAUCCAAUUGCAUACAUCAUAAGCGUAUAUAAGGGACUCUAUUCGUUUGAAAAUCUUCUUCGAUUGAUAUAUCAUCCUCAGAAUAUAUAUUGCAUUCACAUCGAUCAAAAAUCAGAUCCAACAUUUCAGAAAAGAGUUAAAGAAAUUGUAGAUUGCUUUGAUAAUGUUUUUCUAGCUUCUACGAUGACGGAAGUAUAUUACACACAUUGGACAAUUGUUCAGUCUAGUUUAAACUGCUUGACAGAUCUUGUGGGAGUAAAGAAGUCUUAUCAAUGGAACUAUGUAUUCAACCUAUGUGGACUUGAUUUGCCCACUAAAUCAAAUCUUGAAAUCGUUAGGGCUUUGAAGAAUUUAAAUGGUACUAACAGUGUGGCUUCUGCAAGUUUUGUUGGCCGGGAACACAAAAAGCGAAGAUAUAAAUACAAAUAUAAGAUCCCGGGAUCAUUUUUGGAUAUAUUACCAUGGAAAACUAAACAUAAUCACGUGUGGUUAAAGGCAACUAACCAACGAAAAGUUGCACCUCCACAUGGAAUUCAAAUGUUUUCGGGGACAGAUUAUUUUAUCUGGACUAGAGAAGCCGUCGAAUACUUCAUAGGCGAUCAGAAAAUACAAGAUUUCUUUGAAUGGAAUAAAGAUACAUUAGUUCCGGAUGAACACGUUUGGGCGACGAUACAGAGAAUGCAUCCGCAAGUUCCGGGAAGUCUUCCCCCAACCCCCGAAUUCCGCGCCACAGAAAAUGACGUCAUCACAAGGACUAGAACUUGGGCUGAUGAUAGAACAUAUCAUUGUCAAACAAAAUACAUCAGAUCAAUUUGCAUAUACGGGGUAGCUGACCUUUUCUGGCUGGUAAAUCAGAAAGGAAUUUUUGCAAACAAACUUGAUCCAAAUAUUGAUGUAAUCGCUGUGGAAUGCUUGUCAGAGUGGAUGAGGAAUCGAACAUUGUCAGGGUUUUAA
This is a messenger RNA of Styela clava, 1053 nucleotides long. RefSeq names its product beta-1,3-galactosyl-O-glycosyl-glycoprotein beta-1,6-N-acetylglucosaminyltransferase 3-like. Gene Ontology annotation, molecular function: acetylglucosaminyltransferase activity. Lineage: Eukaryota; Metazoa; Chordata; Ascidiacea; Stolidobranchia; Styelidae. Gene Ontology annotation, cellular component: membrane. The record is from RefSeq and is a predicted model, not a curated record.